This is a messenger RNA of Gastrolobium bilobum, 549 nucleotides long. RefSeq lists its product as uncharacterized. The transcript has a single exon. The record is from RefSeq and is a predicted model, not a curated record. Lineage: Eukaryota; Viridiplantae; Streptophyta; Magnoliopsida; Fabales; Fabaceae. The annotation marks the transcript as partial.
AUGAGUUAUAUGAACCGGAUUUUCAAACCACAUUUAGAUCAGUUUGUUGUGGUAUUCAUUGAUGGUAUUCUGAUCUACUCUAAAAGUAAGGAAGAACAUGCAGAGCAUUUGAAGAUAGUUUUACAGAUUUUAAGGGAGCAUCAGUUAUAUGCCAAACCAUCCAAGUGUGAGUUUUGGUUACAUGAGAUCCAAUUUCUUGGACACGUCAUCUCAUCUACAGGAGUGGUUGUUGAUCCGAGUAAAAUUGAAGUUGUGUUGGAUUGGGAGAGACCCAAGAGUGUUACUGAGAUCCGGAGUUUUCUGGGUUUAGCUGGAUACUACAGGAGGUUUAUUAAUGGAUUCUCCAGAAUCGCCUUGCCAUUGACUAGGUUGACCCGAAGAGGGGUGCCAUUUGCAUGGACCCUUGGGUGUGAUGUGAGCUUUCAAGAAUUGAAAGAUAAGUUGACUACCGCACCAGUUCUGAUUCUUCCUGAUCUAGAGAAGAGAUUUGAGAUCUAUUGUGAUGCAUCCAAGUAUGGAUUAGGGUGCGUGUUGAUGCAGGAGCGAAAG